ACUUCCGUUUCCAGCAAUUUCUGGUGUGUGCUAGUCAAAGCUCCCGGCCGCUACUGGGCCGGCAAAGAGACUUCUAGAAGCAAAGCGUGUGCUGCCUGUGUCCACACUGGUGGCGGCUGCGGCGGAAGAGCAGCUCUCUCUCCCUCUCUCUUGGCACACUAUAUUGACUGAAUUGACUUGAAAGAACACCCGACAUGGCCAAGUGGGGUGAAGGAGACCCUCGCUGGAUCGUCGAAGAGCGAGCGGACGCAACGAAUGUCAACAACUGGCACUGGACGGAACGAGACGCCACAAGCUGGUCCUCCGACAAGUUAAAAAGUCUCCUGAUGGGCGUGAGGGUGGAGAACAACGACGGAAGCUGCGAGGUCACCGAAGUCAGCAAGGUGGAGGGCGAGGCAUCCAUCAACAACCGCAAAGGGAAGCUCAUUUUCUUCUACGAGUGGAACCUGAAGGCAACUUGGACAGGCAUGUCCAAAUCAGGAAUCAAAUACCAGGGAUCUGUGGAGAUUCCCAAUUUGUCCGACGAGAACGAUAUGGACGAUCUGGAUAUUAGCAUCUCACUGAACAAAGACGAGCCGGAGACUCCGCUGGUCCACCUGAUGAAGUCCAAAGGAGCCGACAAGAUCCGCGAGGCCCUCGGAAGCUACGUGGGUUUAUUAAAAUCAGAGUUCACUCAGGGCAUGAUCCUGCCAACGGCUAACGGUGUGCUCCAGCUGCAGUCCUCCUCGCAGUCCAAAGCCAAGACGGACAAAACUCGGAUUUCGUCGUCCGGCGGGACUACGGCGGCACCGGUCAACACUGGCGUGAAGAUUCCCACGUGUAAGUUCAGCAUGACGGAAACGUUCCUCACCAGCCCGGCGGACCUCUACAGAGUUUUUGUAAAUCAGGAGAUGACUCAAGCGUUCACGCAUGCUCCGGCCGCAGUGGAUGGAGAGAAGGGAGGAAGGUUUCAGCUGCUAGGUGGAAAUGUUCUGGGGGAAUUCAUGGAGUUGGUGCGAGAUGAGAAAAUAGUGAUGAAGUGGAGGUACAACAACUGGCCAUGUGAGCACUACGCCACGGUGACGCUGACGUUCGCCGAUCGGCGCAACGAGACGGAACUGCGCAUGGACUGUCGCGGCGUCCCCAACGACGACGAGGAUCGGACCAGGGACGGCUGGCGCAGGUUCUAUUUCGAGGCCAUCAAACAGACUUUUGGCUUCGGAGCGCGACUCUUCUGAAAGUAUUUUUUUCUCUGCCGGUUUGCUUUUUGACUCAUCAUCAUCGAAGACGACGUGACGUCAGUGAGGACUGUUUUUGUUGUUUCUUUUCCUUUUUUUGGUCCCUCUUGUGUAUUUGUUUUCAGAGGAGCCUGACAGGAACCACUCGUGCAAAUUGGCCUCCACUCUGACAAGUCAAAUAUCAUCACGUUCCAUUUAUUUAAAGAAACCAGUUACCUCCGGAACAAUCCGUUGUGCAAGCGUAGCGCCGAUGCAUGUACAUCCGACCGCAGCCCCAUUCUUUAAGGUCCCAGCUUUCACUAAGUCGGCGCCAGGGGAGCCAGUGUAGCAAAGGAAAUGUCGCCGGCGUUGUGCCACGACCGCCUUUGCGGGGUUUAGCUAUUUAUACCUUUUCAUGCCGACGCCGUGAUGCCAGACUAGUGGAAUAAACUGCUCACUGCA
Molecule: messenger RNA, 1658 nt
Organism: Corythoichthys intestinalis (scribbled pipefish)
Lineage: Eukaryota; Metazoa; Chordata; Actinopteri; Syngnathiformes; Syngnathidae
Product: activator of 90 kDa heat shock protein ATPase homolog 1-like
Exons: 9
Coding region: 195-1217 (340 amino acids)
Biological process (GO): protein folding; positive regulation of ATP-dependent activity
Cellular component (GO): cytosol
Molecular function (GO): ATPase activator activity; protein-folding chaperone binding
Source: RefSeq, a predicted model, not a curated record